AGAUGUCGGUGAAGCACCUUGACAUUGGUUGGCACCCGCUAGAUAACAAAUUGAAUCAUCAAAGCAUUUACAUGGUAAAUUAUGGACACAUCUAGUGAAUCGGAAUCAUGGGACAGGUCGCAGAGACAUAGCUUUAAGAGGGGUGAAGCUCACUUCAGACCUAACAGGGACAGUGGAAGUAACAGUGAUCAAGCAGGACAUAUCUCUAAGAAAUUCAAAAACCUUACAGAAACCUUACAAGACAUGAAAAGACAAUUGUCCAAAGUAGACCAGAGGCUAGAGCUGUACAGGGACAAGACUGAAGUCACGUCAAUGCUCGGAGAAAUCCUGAAGGAGUCAAACAACUCAACAUCAGAGAGACAAGUUUUAGAACUGAAAAGAGCCAUGGAUGAGAUGAAGGAGAGGGACCAACUCAGUAGGGUGGAGAAAUUGUCAUCAGAGCUAGAAGAAUUGAGGGAACUACACAACAGAGGGCAGAUGGAGAGAGGGGAGAUGGAGGCAUCACUCCUGGAGUGCAAGAGCAGCAGAGAUGAAAUAAAAAGCAGGGCCAUUAAGGCUGUGCGCCACUGGACGGCAAAGUGCAAGAGAAUUCAGGCUCAAUUCCAAACUGAGAAGGCUUUGCAGGCAGCCAGGGAAAAGAGCUUUCAAGACCAAGUUAAGGUGCUGAGCCAGCAGACACACACAAUUCACACAGAUGUCAAUGAAGUCCUAAGCUGUUUGGCCCAGCACAAGGAAGAGCUCAAACACAAAGACUUGUCACUGAAGCAGGAAACACAGGAGUUAAGGGAGACCUUAGCUGCCCUGAAAGAAGAGAAUCAGAGUCAGGCUGCCCUCCAAGCAUGGCUAAUGGAGCACCAGAGGCUGGAGGAACAAACUGACUCCCAAGUCUGUUGUUGUCAAAGAUACCAGGACAUGCCAGUUGAAUUCCAGGCCAUCCUGAAGAAGAUGACCCCAGCCCAUGCUCAGGUAGCUCAGCGGUUAGCUAAGGAGGAUAGCUGCAGGAAGGAGCUCCAGAGAAGCUCUUCAGAGCUAAAAGGUAAACUGACAGUGGUACUGGAGGAGCGGGCUGCACUGGAGCAACAGCUGCAGCUUGAGAGAGAGAUGCAUCAGAGGCAAGUGCACAACAUGAAGGCAAUGAUGGAGGACAGCAGCAUAAAUCGGGAUCAUGAAGUGCAGGCUAAAAUGCGGUCACAUUUGAAGAAGGUUAAGGCAUGUGGAGAGAAAGACAAGGAGCUGUGUGGGGUGCUCCGUGCUAUGUUAGCAAGGACACAGGAUGAGUCUGAUAAGAUGGCAGUGCAGCUGAGGACAAAAAAUGAGGCAUAUGCACUUCUGCAAACAAAAUGCCAACAACUCCAACAGGAACUGGAUGACAAAAUUAGUUCAAGUGAUCAGAGGUAUAUUUCAGAACUGGAGGAGAAGUUGUUACAGAAGGAAGAACAAAAGGAAAAAAUCCUUGCCAUCAUUGGUGAGGAACUGGAUGCAACAUGCUGCAGCUUGGCUAAUAACAGUAAAUACAAACAGGCAAUAUCACAGAGCCCUACAUUAGUGAAAAACAUUCCUCACUGGCUUGCAGAGACAAUGGCAAAGCUACGCUGGCUGUGUGAGGAGGUGCAGGGGUGUGUCACAAGAGAACAGUGUCUGAAGAAGCAGCUACAGCAAACCAGGGAUCAGUUGGACCAACAGAAGAACCUGAACCAGUCCACUAGCAGUGAAAGAGAGAGCUGGUGUACAGAAGUUUAGGAAAGAGGAAAAAAUUGGGGUUCUUCUGGACCACUUUGAGUCAAUUCCUGAAAAACAUUAUCUGAAGGACAAAUUAAAUGAUUUGAAGGAGUUCAUUAUAAUUAUAAUCUUGU
This is a messenger RNA of Paralichthys olivaceus (Japanese flounder), 1853 nucleotides long. RefSeq names its product centrosomal protein of 128 kDa-like. Gene Ontology annotation, cellular component: centriole; spindle pole. The record is from RefSeq and is a predicted model, not a curated record. Lineage: Eukaryota; Metazoa; Chordata; Actinopteri; Pleuronectiformes; Paralichthyidae.